This is a messenger RNA of Eruca vesicaria subsp. sativa (arugula), 826 nucleotides long. The record is from the annotation of a GenBank genome assembly. Lineage: Eukaryota; Viridiplantae; Streptophyta; Magnoliopsida; Brassicales; Brassicaceae.
AAAGUACGAGCCCAUAGCAUAAGGGAAUGAUGUCAUAUCUGAGGUCAGUGGCAACGAUCCCUGGAGCUGCUUCUGCGACUCAGACAGAGUUUACACUCUUUUCUUCCUCCUCUACCAAAUCUCAGACACUCCCAUUUCCAUCUUCUUCCCGAUCUUCGCCUCGCCUUCGUUGGGGAUACGCGAGAAGCAUUGCUAGCCCUCCCAUGGCGUGUGUUCCUCAAGUUUCAGCUGCUGCGGUAUCAGAAUUCAAAGGCCCCAACAUUUUCGGGGUGGUUCGAUUCGUACAAAUCUCUAUGGAGAAUGUAAGAAUCGAAGCCAGUUUCGGCGGGUUGUCUCCAGGAAAACACAGUUGGUGUAUAAAUGAGUAUGGAGAUCUCACAAAAGGAGCAGCUUCUACAGGGAACAUGUACAACCCUUUACAAGAUGACCAAACUGCCAAACAUCCACCAGGCGAUCUAGGAACGUUGGAGGCAGACAACAAUGGAGAGGCGUUCUAUACGGUAAAGAAAGAGAAGAUGAAUGUAACGGAUCUGAUUGGACGAGCUGUUGUGCUGUAUGAAACAGAGGAUAAGUCGUUACAGGGGAUUACCGCCGCUGUUGUUGCUAGAAGCGGAGAAGUAGGAGAGAGUUGCAGAAAGCUUUGUUCAUGUGAUGGAACCACCGUUUGGGAAGCUACUCUUUGCUGAGAGACCCUUUACCAUCAAAAUUGCAGUAUAUUUUAAAGUUUGAACCGAUCGAAAACUCGUUUGUUUUCUCCUUCACAUAUGUUCUGUACUUGACCAAAAAUUUGUGUGAAUAUAUUCAAUAAAGACCUAGUGGCUUUGUG